This is a messenger RNA of Notodromas monacha, 3024 nucleotides long. NCBI's taxonomy places the organism in Eukaryota, Metazoa, Arthropoda, Ostracoda, Podocopida, Cyprididae. The record is from the annotation of a GenBank genome assembly.
AUGUACAAUUCUUACACGGUUUUCAUGGACUAUUACAACUACCCAGUGCUGACGCAGGUAACUGUGUCUUAUGAAAGAAGUCUGCCAUUUCCAGCAGUCACGGUUUGUAAUUUGAAUCCACUUCCAUGUACAAAUCUGGCUACAGCCUUCAUCAAACAGCCUGUAACCUUCAAGGACAUUUUAAUUGCCACUGAGUGCUAUGAAGCAAUCACCAAAAAGCCACUUGCUGCCAAGGUGAUAAACAAUACAUCAGGCUACAAGCAGUUUGACAACAGAGCCAAAUCGAUUUUCAUCAAGUGGAUCACCUCUUUCAAUUCUUCAAUCUCUGAAGCAGACCUCAAGAAUUUUGCUACACUGAAUCUCCAUUCAUUCCUUGAGAGUCUGGCAAUGUUGGAAAUGAAUCAAACCGGUGCAGACAUCCUUAUGAGAGAAAUAAUGAAAGAUGUCCUGUUUAAUGACACCUCCAUAUCAUCCAUCAACUCCUCAUAUUGUCUCAAGGGCCAGGCUUUGGGAGAAAAAAUGCAAGAACACUUGAGAUCUGAAGAAUUUCUCAGACUUUUGGUUGAACUGUAUAGGAAUGGAUCCAACCUCAUCCAUAAUGUUGAUGCUGGGAUGAAGUUUGAAGAUUUUGUGAAGGCUUGUACAUAUGAUGGGAUGGAUUGCCAUCAAGAAAGAGCAGAGUUGAAUCCACAAUAUGGGAAGUGCUUCACUUUCAACAGUGGAUUCAAUUACAAGAAGGAUCCAGAUGCAGGAAAAAGGACAGCAGCUAUUGCAGGAAGAAUGAAUGGAUUGACAAUGGACCUGUUUAUCAGCAAAAAUGAUUACAGUCCAACUUCCAUUCCUGAAGGAGAAGGCUCUUCAAUGGUCAAAUCGUAUAUGGAUGAGUACAAAGUUGAAAAAAAUGAUGACCUUGAUGAUCUGGAGGAGCAGAAAAUUGCCCAAACAGAGUUUUUGAGGAUCAAUGUGUACUUCAAGACAUUGAAUUUGGAACGAAUCCAAGAAGUGCAAAAAUAUGAUAUUUGGGGAUUCCUCAGCAGCCUGGGUGGUGCAACUGGACUGUAUUUAGGCCUGUGUGGUGUAUCCUUCUUGGAAUUGUUUGAACACUUGAUCAGCUGGUGGCUUUCACCAAGAGCCAAAGAAAAUGAGGAUGCUGGCAAUCAAAGUCAAGUUACAUCUAUGGAAAAGUGCUGUGAAUCUUGUGGAGAUAGCGUUGGAAAGCGUCUGGGAGGAGUCGCCUCGUCGACGACGCCGAGUUUCGGCCGUCUGCGUCGAGAACCUCGUCCGGAAUCCGAGUUGUUGGCCUGGGCCGCUCCCGUGCGCCCUAUGGCCAACAAGCUCGCGUUCCGCGCCCGUGCUCCGGACGCCGCCAAACCGUUGCCGAUCUACCAUGUCGACGAGAUUCCAGACCUGGUCGACGCGGCCAUCAACCGCGCCGUGCCGCCCAUGCCGACGGGCAUGGAAAAGAACGAGGAAUGCGAACACCAUCUCCUUCGAGCAAUCUCAGCGCGACAGAAAUACGGAGAAAAUGCUGAUGAAGACAGCGACAUUCCUAUACCAGAUGUACUUGAGUGCCCUGUUGAGUAUGCUUCAAUAUACUCAAGAGAAUCGAAGAUUCCGAAGGACUACAUCCGCGUUCCACCGUUCUCUCUGGAACCCGCCAAGCCGGAUUAUGAUCUGGAUUCGGACGAUGAGCGGUGGUUCAAGGAACUCAAAACCACAGACCAUACCUUUGAAGAUUUUACCGAACUCACAUUCGAAGAGAUGAUAGAUCGCCUUGAGAAGGGGAGCGGUCAGUCGCCAUGUACUCUGAAGGAAGCCAGAAUGUUGCUCAAUCAUGAUGAUGAUCUCAUUGUAGCGGUUUACAAUUAUUGGACGGAGAAACGUUCACGACUGGCUACCUCAAUGUUUGGGAUGACCGACAAAUCCGGCGCUCCCCUCGUUCCCCCUUCUAUCUAUCCAAUCGUCCUGACAUCCGUGCCCCUUGGGUCUGCUCCGAAUAAUCCCUAUGUCGCGUUCAGAAAGCGAACCGAGAAGAUGCAAACUAGAAAGAACCGGAAAAAUGAUGAAUACGCCUACGAGAGAAUGGUGAAGCUGAGACGGGACCUGAUGAAGGCGCUCACCCUGCUAGAAAUGGUGAAGAGGCGCGAGAAGCUCAAACGCGAGUACCUCAACCUCACCGUCGAAAUCAUCGAGAAGCGGUAUCAGCUUCAGGAUUGGGGUGGGAAAAUCCUUAGGGAAGUGCUAGACAUGAAACCUCAGAAGCGUGCUGCGUCCCGGAAGCAAGUGCCUAUGAGGCGAGUGGAAUCCGUGCCGAAACCUCAGAAGGCGAAAGUUGUCGCUGCACCUGUGGAGUCCGAGCCGGAGUCCUACGAGGAUGUUUUCGUGUUCCGGGGUAUCCAGAAUUGCCGCUAUGUCAGACCCGCCAAGAGAAAAUUUUCAGCCGAACCAGCCGUUGUUCAAGAACCGUUCUCUUCACCGUUCGACACGGAUUUGUGUCGUCUGGAUCUGGCAUCCCUCAUUUCCCGUUACUCGCAGAUCUUGCAUCCUACUAGCUCGAGAUUGUUGCCCGAACGUGGGGAAAGGGCGUUAUCGAAAAAUGCGGGUGAAAGUAGUGAAGCUUCCUCUAGCCGCCAAUCGGAUUCCCACGAGGAGGAAACCCAGGAGUGGGUUUUGCGGGACCGGGUUGCGUAUCAAGAAACCGUCGAAGAGGCUGAAACCAGUGAUCGGCGACGCCUUUCGGUACCUAAAUCGGGUCGUCGUCGUGUGGUGACCCAAGUUCUCGCGGAAGCGUCGUCCAGUGAGUUGGCGAACCUCGAUGACAGCGAUGAGUUUGCAAACUUGGAUAUUGCGGAUUCAUUUUACGAUCCCUGCGCGGAAGCGUAUCCUUCAUCGAGCGACGAGGACGAAUUAACUGCUGGAGCUCAAGUUAGACUAUUUUCUCCGUCGACGGAUUAUGGAGAGCCCGCGAAACCGAGCGUCUCAACCGCGUUGCACCAGCUGGUGUCCGAAAGGUCGCCUAGAUGA